GUCAAACGAAAUUGAUAUAAAUAUUCAAAAAUUUAUGUUUUGUGUAAAUUCUAAGAUGUAUGUACUGAAACAUUUUUUGUCUCUUAAACAAAAUUUCAUACUAUUUUCUUCUUUCUUGAUUUCAGUGAAGGACUCAAAAUGCGAUUAUCCAGCAGCAUGCAAUGCAAUGGAGACAUUGUUAUUGCACCGAUGUCAUUUAGAAAAUAACUUUUUUGUUGAUAUUUGCAAUUCUUUAAAGAAAGAAGGGGUUAAUAUUUAUUCAGGACCUCGUCUGCAUAAUCUUUUGACCUUUGGCCCACCUCCUGCUAAAUCAAUGAAAAUUGAAUAUGGAUCUCUGGAAUGUGCUGUCGAAAUAGUCGAUUGCGUAGAGUCGGCUGUCAGUCAUAUCAAUACCUACGGAAGUGGUCAUACAGAUGUGAUAGUCACCGAAGAUGAGGGGGCUGCCCAGAAAUUCUUACAAAGCGUCGAUAGUGCAUGUGUUUUCCAUAAUGCCAGCACGAGGUUUGCUGAUGGUUAUCGGUAUGGGCUCGGUGCUGAAGUGGGCAUUAGCACUAGCCGUAUUCAUGCAACAGGACCUGUGGGAGUAGAAGGCUUAUUAACGACAAAGUGGGUGCUAUAUGGAUCUGGAAACACAGUAGCAGAUUUUAAUAGAGGGAAGAUGAAAUAUAGUCACGAGCCCCUGCCUUUGGAUUCAUAAGUGAAAAAUCUAUUCUUGAGAGAAGAGCAUCUGAUCAUUGUUCACAUUUUAGCUUCUUUCUUAAGCACUGCUAUAAGCUUAUAAUUCUGCUUGAACUGCAUCACAUGCGUAAAGCAUUUAUAUUUUUUUAUUGCAGAAUAUUCGCCUGAAACUUCAGGUUGAGUUUCAAUGCCUUAAUAUGCUUUUGUAUAUUUAAGAAAUAUAUUACUUUAUACAAUGCA
Messenger RNA from Stegodyphus dumicola, 918 nucleotides. It is a transcript of the gene P5CS, whose product is annotated as Delta[1]-pyrroline-5-carboxylate synthase. Gene Ontology annotation, molecular function: glutamate-5-semialdehyde dehydrogenase (NADP+) activity; ATP binding; glutamate 5-kinase activity. NCBI's taxonomy places the organism in Eukaryota, Metazoa, Arthropoda, Arachnida, Araneae, Eresidae. Gene Ontology annotation, cellular component: mitochondrion; cytoplasm. The record is from RefSeq and is a predicted model, not a curated record.